Messenger RNA from Heterostelium album PN500, 372 nucleotides. RefSeq lists its product as uncharacterized. The coding region runs from base 1 to 372 and encodes 123 amino acids. The record is from RefSeq and is a predicted model, not a curated record. The transcript is spliced from 4 exons. Lineage: Eukaryota; Evosea; Eumycetozoa; Acytosteliales; Acytosteliaceae.
AUGAGAUCAGACUUGAUCACCAUCAAAUCACAUAAACACAGAAUGGCAUUUAGAAAUAGAACACCAGCCUUUUUAGAGCUUAGAUCUCAAUCAAAGAAUCAUAGACCAUAUAAUACAAAGAAAGAUACAACUUCGACAAUACCUUUGAUCGGUGUCGAUGAUCCAAACGCAGUUCAAUUAGAAACACUUAAUGUCCUACCGAAAUGGAUCAGAAUCAAUGAUAUUGAUAUUAAAUUAAGAAUUAUAGCUGAAAGAGUUGAGAAACUAGGUAAACUACAUACAAGAAAUUUAGAAACAUUCGAGAGUAACACUGAAGAUGAAAGAGAAAUAGAGAUUUUAACAAAAGAAAUUGCGAUGGUAAGAUAUCAUUAG